Loxodonta africana (African savanna elephant) is the source of this 3150-nucleotide messenger RNA. RefSeq names its product tripartite motif containing 67 (gene TRIM67). NCBI's taxonomy places the organism in Eukaryota, Metazoa, Chordata, Mammalia, Proboscidea, Elephantidae. Bases 1 to 2361 code for a protein of 786 amino acids. Gene Ontology annotation, cellular component: cytoplasm. The record is from RefSeq and is a predicted model, not a curated record. The transcript is spliced from 10 exons. Gene Ontology annotation, molecular function: protein binding; zinc ion binding.
AUGGAGGAGGAGCUGAAGUGCCCGGUGUGCGGAUCUCUGUUUCGGGAGCCCAUCAUUCUGCCCUGUUCUCACAACGUCUGCCUGCCUUGUGCUCGCACCAUCGCUGUGCAGACCCCGGACAGCGAGCAGCACCUGCCCCAGCCGCUCCUGCACUCCCGGGGCUCGGGACUGCCGGCGGGCGCCGCCGCUGCGCCCCCUUCGGACUACGACUCGGCGACUGGCCCUGCCUGCAGCGGAGGCGGCGGAAGCGCAGCUGGCGGCCUUAGCGGCAGUGGCAGUGGCGGAGGUGCAGGAGGUGGCGGAGACCACGCGGACAAGCUGAGCUUGUACAGCGAGACAGACAGCGGCUAUGGCUCCUACACUCCAAGCCUCAAGUCCCCCAACGGGGUUCGCGUGCUGCCCAUGGUGCCGGCGCCCGCCGGCUCCUCGGCCGCAGCGGCCCGGGGCGCCGCCUGCUCCUCUCUGUCUUCGUCCUCUUCUAGCUCCAUCACGUGCCCGCAGUGCCACCGCAGCGCCUCCCUGGACCACCGCGGCCUGCGCGGCUUCCAGCGCAACCGGCUGCUGGAGGCCAUCGUCCAGCGCUACCAGCAGGGCCGCGGAGCCGUGCCGGGGGCGUCCGCAGCCGCGGCUGUGGCCAUCUGCCAGCUGUGCGACCGUACCCCGCCAGAGCCUGCCGCCACGCUCUGUGAGCAGUGCGACGUGCUCUACUGCGCUGCCUGCCAGCUCAAGUGCCAUCCGUCCCGGGGACCCUUCGCUAAGCACCGCCUGGUGCAGCCGCCUCCGCCGCCAGCGCCCGCCGAGGCUGCGGUUGUCCCCGUAGGGGCGGCCCAGGGCGCCCCCAGCGGAGGCGGUGGCUGUAAGAGCCCAGGAGGCCCCGGGGCGGCGGGGAGCAGCGCUGCUCGCAAGUUCCCCACGUGUCCGGAGCACGAAAUGGAGAACUACAGCAUGUACUGCGUGAGCUGCCGAACCCCUGUGUGCUACCAGUGCCUGGAGGAGGGCCGGCACGCCAAGCACGAGGUGAAGCCCCUGGGAGCCAUGUGGAAGCAGCACAAGGCACAACUAUCUCAGGCCUUAAAUGGAGUUUCCGAUAAGGCAAAAGAAGCUAAAGAAUUUCUGGUUCAGCUCAAGAACAUACUGCAGCAGAUCCAGGAAAAUGGACUAGACUACGAAGCCUGCCUGGUUGCUCAGUGUGAUGCCCUAGUCGAUGCUUUAACUCGGCAGAAAGCCAAAUUGCUCACCAAGGUUACUAAAGAGAGGGAACACAAGUUGAAGAUGGUUUGGGAUCAGAUCAACCACUGCACACUGAAGCUGCGCCAGUCGACAGGGUUGAUGGAGUACUGCCUGGAGGUGAUAAAAGAGAAUGACCCCUCCGGGUUUCUACAGAUCUCUGAUGCUCUGAUCAAGCGUGUCCAGGUAUCUCAGGAACAGUGGGUGAAAGGUGCCCUGGAGCCCAAGGUGUCUGCGGAGUUCGACCUGACUUUGGACAGCGAGCCACUGCUGCAGGCCAUCCACCAGCUGGACUUCAUCCAGAUGAAAUGUAGGGUGCCGCCGGUCCCGCUGCUGCAGCUGGAGAAGUGCUGCACCCGGAACAACAGCGUCACGCUGGCCUGGAGGAUGCCGCCCUUCACCCACAGCCCGGUGGACGGCUACAUCCUGGAGCUGGACGACGGCGACGGCGGGCAGUUCCGGGAAGUGUAUGUUGGCAAGGAGACCCUGUGUACCAUCGAUGGCCUUCAUUUCAACAGCACCUACAAUGCCAGGGUCAAGGCCUUCAACUCUUCGGGUGUCGGGCCUUACAGUAAAACUGUUGUUCUGCAGACAUCUGAUGUGGCUUGGUUCACAUUUGACCCCAACUCUGGCCACCGAGACAUCAUUUUGUCCAAUGACAACCAGACGGCCACCUGCAGCAGCUAUGAUGACCGGGUGGUGCUGGGCACGGCCGCGUUCUCCAAGGGUGUGCACUAUUGGGAGCUGCAUGUGGACCGGUACGACAACCACCCGGACCCCGCCUUUGGGGUCGCCAGGGCCAACGUGGUCAAAGACAUGAUGCUGGGCAAGGAUGACAAGGCCUGGGCCAUGUAUGUGGACAACAACCGCAGCUGGUUCAUGCACUGCAACUCCCACACCAACAGGACGGAAGGCGGAGUAUGCAAAGGGGCCACGGUUGGCGUGCUGCUGGACCUGAACAAGCAUACUCUGACCUUCUUCAUCAAUGGGCAGCAGCAGGGCCCCACAGCCUUCAGUCACGUGGAUGGGGUCUUCAUGCCAGCCCUCAGCCUCAACCGCAAUGUGCAGGUCACCCUGCACACAGGACUGGAAGUGCCCACAAACCUUGGGCGGUCCAAGCUGUCAAGCAACUAACUCCCAGCCCCAGCUCUCCACCUGUGACUGUGUCACUCCUGGGAAAAGAGUGCCGCCAUUCCUAACGACAUUCAAAUGACCCACAGGGCAGGAUGACUAGCCACUGGCUAGCUUACAAACACAUUUUCUUUGGGGGACAGAGAGUAGGCCUGCAGGCUAUGUUUAUUCAUUCCACUGUCAGUUGUUUCAUCCUCACACCACCUAGAUGUUAUUUGCGAAGGAGGACCUUUCUCAAGGGAGUGAGAAGGAAACCAUUCUGAGUCUUAAGCUUUUGUCUCCUGUUAUCUGUUAUUAGCUUGUCUUUUUGGGGGGGAUGAUGGAAGGCAGUCUUUAUGAGACUGGCAUUAUGAGAGCAGGGUGCAGGAGGUACCAUUUCAUUCCUUUCCCCAGUGUUAACCCUUUGCUGGAAAACCACUCCUUGAGAGUCCCAAGGCUGCAAGUUUUCAUCUUUGCUAAGAAAAGUUUCCCUUUAGCUUUUUCAUCCUGAAGUCUUCAGUAUGAGCUGUCACUGCAGACCUAAUCCAGGACUGAUAGAAAGGGACAUUAAUUCUUGAUUUUUGCCUCUCGUUGAACUGUUGGGAACCCUUUAAAGUGGCUUCCUUAGAUCCUUUGUUAAUCAACUAAUGUCUUUCUUUCUUUCUCUCACUCAUUCACACUCACACACAUACACAAACACAUGACCAAACCCAGAACCAAUCCAGUACAGUCGAGUCGAUUCCGACUCAUAGCGACCCUAUAGGACAGGGUAGAGCUGCUCCAUAGAGUUUCCAAGGAGCACCUGGCGGAUUU